AAAAAAGAAAAAAAUAAUUUUAAAAUCAUGGAUACUCAACAAUCAGAAGUUAAAUUUUAUAAUUUUUCUGAUAAUAAAAGUAUCGUUUCUCUUAAAAUACCUGAUGACGUGAUUACUAAAUGGUUCGAAGGGAAGAGACGUGAACUCAAACUAUAUAUCAUCCUUGAUAUUUCAGGAUCUAUGGCUGGUUCCGGAUUGACCCAGGCCAAAGCAUCUAUCCUCAAGUUAAUGGAAGGUUUAUUCGAAAGUCAUGUACUUGCUGAAAAGGAUAUUACAUGCUUUUUCUUUCAAUCAACUUGUGAAGUUAAAAAAUUUGCCGAUGAUCCAAAUCUAUUAUGGAGUAAUGGUUCUAUCAAAAAAUAUUUUGAUGAUAUAAACUCUUAUGGAGGAACUGAUUUUAAUCCCGUAUUUGAAAGUAUUAUUAAAGAAGUAAAGGGUAUUGAUUCAGAUUUAGCAAUAAUCUUCUUUACUGAUGGGCAAGGUGGAUAUAGUGACCCUGUCAAAUCACAACUUGAAACCGCGUUGGCUCAAACCGGAUUCUCUACAGAAAUUCACUCAAUUGGGUUUACCGGAAGUCAUGAUGCCAAACUUCUUUCAUGGUUGACAAAACUUGGUACAAAACAAGGAAACUUUCAGUAUGUACAAUCUUCGGGAGAUAUUCAAUCAACAAUGAACACCACGUUAGAAUUAUUGGAAUUAAGUGACCGCACUUUAUAUGUAAAAAUAAGUGAUGAUGAAUUCUUACCUACUGGAUUUGAUGUUCAUGGUCGUGGAAAGUUGGUUCUCACUGAUGAGAACGCUAAUAUUAAAGGUCGAAAAUUUUCAAUUUUCAAAGAUAAAGAAAGUGGAGAAAAUUUUGAUAUUGAAACUGACCCAAUUCAAGUUCAACCCGACGAUCCUUUGGCUACAUUGUUAACGAUUCCAUAUAUCCAAUUUGAAAUUACACGUCUCACAAAUGAAAUAAUUAAUAGUAAUAAGAAUGAUGAGAGUCGACGCCAACGUUUUAAUGAAAUUUCACAGGAAGCAAAUGAUUAUGAUGAAAAAUUAAAUGAUAUUUUACAAGGUGCUUUCAAAUCCAAAUCAAUUACGCGAAGAGAACUUAUUCAACAAUGUAUGGAUGCAAAAAGUACCAUUCUUCAAUUUAAAGAUAUAUUGUCAGAGGCAUUAAAAGGAACUCUGACAAAUCAAAAGAUUGCCGACUUUAAUAAUUUGGCGUAUAAAAACAUAACAAAACAACGAUUAAAGAAAAAACUCGAUGAUCGUGCCAUUAGGAACGUUGAAAAAAUGGAAGAAGUUGAAAAGAAAAUUGAAGAAAUUGUUAGUAAAAUAGACUUUGUUGAAUUGGAGAAUCAAGAAUCAGAGGAUAAUUUGCAAACCUAUACAUGCACAAUUUCGACAGAUAAUUACAUUGAAGUCAUGAAAGAGGGCGAGUGUAUGUGCUUAACUCUUGACGUUGGGCGUUCUGAAGCUGCUAUAGCGGAUCCAUCUCAAAUCUCAAUCAAAAAAAUAAACCAAACAUUAAUGAGUUCAGGAGCUUUCUUAAAUUCGGUCACUUUCGCGUUGAAUGAUAAAUCUAGUGUUGAAUCAGUUCAUGGUGGAUUCCAAAAAGAAUCAAUUUCUGCUAGUAUUUUUAAAGGGUUAGCUCGCGAAAACAUAACAGGAAUUCUUCCAUUAUACAUUAAUGAAAAACAUUGGUCAAUAGCUCGUGAAAAAAUUAAGCCUAUAAUGGGAUAUUUGGUUACUCUUGAUAUAUUCGGUUAUGCUUAUAGUCAAAUCUCCACUGUUCCUUAUUUGGUAUUGUCUAGAGCACUUGGCGACACAUCAUCGGAGUUUAAGAGACGUCAGGCAAAAUGGAUCUUGGAAACGUGUGACGCGAUUUACAAACAAUCCAGCGCCCUUCGUGAGGAUAAUAAGAAACUCUUUAAAAAUUACAUAGAGAAUCCAGCAAAUCGUACAAUUGAACAUGUUCCGAAUAAUUUAGUAUUUCUUGGUCAUUUAUUGUGUGCUUUAAGAUGUGGAGAUGUUAGUGCACAAGAUGUACAAAGAUGGUUACAAGGAGAUCUAUUAAAAUCUUUGAUCGAAGAAACCAUUCGUAGAAGGUUAAACAAAUGGCAAGAUAUCGAAGAAAGUAUGGAAGAUAUCGCCAAGGUUUUAGGUGUUAAUCAAAAGGUUUAUAUAAAUGAACCCGUUGAGGAAUUUGAAAAAAGUUAUACUGAAUAUUUUAAGGCUUUAGCAUCAGAUAAUAAUACAAACAUUCAUUACACGGCUGCAUUUGAAAAAGCUCUUUCUGAUUCAGGUAUCAAAGUUGAAACUAAUAAGGAAGAACCAACGAAUAAAGAUAUGAAAGAUGUGCCUGAAUUACCAACGGUCAAACAAACAUUUUAUGAUUCUAAUACAUAUCAAAUUUCAGAUUAUGCGUUAACUAUAAUCGCCAAAAUUAAAAAGGCUGUCAAUUUAUUCGUAGAGAUUAUUUUGCGAUAUAACAAAAUUUUAGAAUCAACACUUGCAAAUCCAAAUGUAUCAUUAGAUAAUUCAGAAUUUAUAUUCAUAGAAGGACAAACACCCCUUGCCGAUGCUUUCUUUGAUACAUAUAGCUCUAAAGUUAUCCUAGCAACUUUCUUACAGUCAUUCUUACAUCGACAAAAUUCAGUUAGGCGUGAAGCCGUUGAAGCUGAUCCACCUAAAUAUUAUGAACCGUUCUCAGAAGACACUGCAGAUAAACUACUUUCUACUCAAUUUGAUGAAUAUGUUUCUAGUAAUUUGAAAAGGAAAACCAAUGAUAUAAUAAGCACUUUUACGCAAGGAAAAAAUAGUGCUAUUGGUCUUAAAUUCUGGCAGGUUGAUAAAAUUGAGGAAGCAGCUGGUCUUUUGUUAGUGGAUGUAAAAUUUAGAGGGUCUAGUGUAUAUGGACAAAUACUUAAAGCAUUGCAAAAAACAGGUAUGUCCUUAGCCAAAGAAAAAAUCGAAAUGGUAAUUUCAGGAAAAUGGCAAGGCGUUACUUUGUUUGUAGAUAAACCAACGAACCCAGAUGAUCCUGAAAAACUCGCAAGAUUUGUUGACAAUGAACAUUGGUUCCCGAGUCGACAAAAAGUAUACCGAACGUUGAAAGCGCACAGAUCAGUUAUUCCAGAAAUUGAUUACUGGAUUCGAGUGAUGCCUCCAUUUAAAGAAUAUAUUGAACAUCAAUUUGAUGAAGAAUAUCUUAAUGCAAGGAGAUUAGCAAGUAUUGAAGAAAGAAAGAGUCAACGUAUUAAGAGGAAAUAAGUAAUCUAAUAGUAAUAUAUUGAGAUUUUAAAAGUUAAAGUAGCUAGCAUCUUAGAAGUGCAAAUAUAUGUAACAAUAAUAACAAAAAAAACUCAUUUAUAUAUAAAUAAGUAAAAAAUUCUGUAAUUGCAAAAAUUAUCUUAAAUUUGUACUAUAUAUACUGU
This is a messenger RNA of Rhizophagus irregularis DAOM 181602=DAOM 197198, 3428 nucleotides long. RefSeq lists its product as uncharacterized. The record is from RefSeq and is a predicted model, not a curated record. NCBI's taxonomy places the organism in Eukaryota, Fungi, Glomeromycota, Glomeromycetes, Glomerales, Glomeraceae.